UGGCGUUAGAGCGCUCCUAUUCAAACUACAGGAAGUGCAAGUCGUUUGAGGAAGUGCCAAACAAAGAUACCAACGAACUCUUCUACUCGUCCUUGUCCAAUUCCUGAGCCACCAUGACAUCAAAGGGGGCAAAGGAGAGCAUUGUCGCCAAACUGGGCUUCAAAUCCAGCAGCUCUGCUUCCAAAACCGAGGCAGAGAUAGAGCGAGUCAAGAAGGAGAACGCCCAUCUCAGGAGGAAGAUUGACGAGUUGGCCAAGCGACACAUCAAGUCGCCUGACGCGGACAAAAGCAAGCUGUUGGAAAGGAUUGUUUCGCUGGAGACCCUUCGCGAGAGGAACAAUCAACAGUUGCUCGUCAAGGAGCAAGAGUUGGAAACUGUGAGGCAGCAGCUGGCAGCGAAAGGGGGAGAGGUGGUGGCGGCGCUGCAGUCCCAGCUGGACCAGCGACGCAAAGAUGUCGAGCAGAGGGACCUACACGUGCAGACUCUGUCUCAGGAAACGGAGAACCUGAAGAACAAGCUGGCCACGGUUUCCGCCCGCUGUCAAUCUCUGGAGACGCAAGCGGCGAAUGGACAGGCCUCCUCCUUGGUACAGGAUCAGCUGCGAGAUGCCCUGGAGAAAAACCAGCAGUGGCUGGUGUACGACCAGCAGCGGGAGGUCUUCGUCCAGUCGGUCCUCGCUCGCACGCACGAGCUGGAGCAACAGCUGAGCCGGGCCAAGCAGCAGGACUCGACUUCUACUGGUGCCACGCCGGAGGCUAUUUCCGAAUGCUCGGAAAAGGAAGCGCAACUCAAGAGCCGCUACGAGCAGUCCUUAUUGGCCUCGCAGAAACAACUGGACCAGCAGAAAGAUGAGCUGGCCAGAACCCAGCAGGAGCUGCUCACGCAGAAGGAGCAGGGCGUCAAAAAUCACGCCGAGCUGCAGCGUCAGACCGAGCGCCUUGCCCAGCUGGAGGAGGAGAUGGGCGCGCUGCAGCGGCGCUACGACCACAAAUGCGAUGAGCUGUCGUCCCUGCAGAGGAAAUACAAAGAGAGGGCCGAAGAGCUUGAGGAUGCCAGGCUGCAGAUGCAGACAGAGCGGCUCAGCAGCAGGUCUGCCGUUUCUGAGGAGAGACAGGUGUCCUCGGAGCGCGCAGACCGGAUGAGAGUCGAAAUGGAGAGCCUGGACCUCAGACUGGAGGAGGAGCGGAAGAGAUCUGCCGAACUUCUGCUCCAAGUCAACCUGCUGCAAAAGUCUCUGCUGAGCCAAAAUGACGAGCAGAGGAGGAUAGCGGCGCUGGAGCAGCAGAUCCAGCUCUCCGCCAAAGAUUUUGAGAACGAGAAACUGGACCGUCAGAGCGUUCAGCACCAGCUUCACAAAGUCCUCAAGGAGCUCCGCAAGGCCCGCGAUCAGAUCACCAAACUGGAGUCGGCUAAGCAGCCCAACAGCCGUUUCUCGGAGCCCAGCUCUUACGAUCGUCUGGACGUGCAGCGCCUCAGUCUGGACGAGCCGCGCUCGCCGUCCAAAGCGGGCGGCCUUCUGGACGAAAGCUUCCUGGAGUGCCCCCGCUGCCGGGCUCACUACCCCACCAGCCGCCACCGGGAGCUGCUGGCCCACAUCGACUUCUGCUUGGCCUGACGUGCUGACACCUGUGAGGUCACAUUUUUCUCCAUACUUGAUUUUUAUUCAGGGCGGGUUUGGGGAGGUCAAAGCUCUUAGUGACUUGUGCUUGCGUUUUGUCAUAUUUAUUUUUUUGGGUGGUUUUCCAGUGAGCUACUUUUUGAAGUUAUAAUCAUAUUUUACUCUUUUUAAACCAUCGAGGGAUGGAAGCAAUGUGCGAUUAUGCAUAUCCUUUUGUAUCAUCAUGGAACAAAACAUAUUUUGGCAAGUAUUAUUGCAACACCUGCCUGCAGCCGUUUUUAAAUAGCUGUGUUGUUCAGCAGGUGCAACACCAGAGUUGAAUUCUUUUUUUUUUUUUUUUUUUAGAGUGUGAAAUUUGAAUAGAUCAUUUUUCUCAAGCAGGCAGGUGGUGACAUUGCAGCCUUCUUAGAAUUCUGCCGUUUUUAUUUUUCAUCCGGCUUUUUCAAUCUCCACCUUGACUUUACAUGUCUGCCUGCAGCCCCUCGAGACUGCGGCGAGAUUGCAUUGAGUUAAUUCCUUGCGCUAAACUAUUUAAGGCAGCAGAUCAGUUAGCUCGGACAAGAGAAAGGUUUCUGCCCCCUCGGCAAUGUGACUUUGUUUUUAAACUUUCCUUUUUCUCAUUUCGUUGGGUUUACGACAUGUAAUUGUUUUCAUUUCUCGUAUUGUGUAAUAAUGGUGUAACUUGAUAAGACCUCUGUGGAUUUUCUGAUAAAAAUACACUCCUUCCAAUUAUAUUUAAA
Syngnathus typhle (broad-nosed pipefish) is the source of this 2359-nucleotide messenger RNA. RefSeq names its product centrosomal protein 55 like (gene cep55l). The transcript has 11 exons. Lineage: Eukaryota; Metazoa; Chordata; Actinopteri; Syngnathiformes; Syngnathidae. Gene Ontology annotation, biological process: mitotic cytokinesis; regulation of phosphatidylinositol 3-kinase/protein kinase B signal transduction. The record is from RefSeq and is a predicted model, not a curated record. Bases 114 to 1616 code for a protein of 500 amino acids.